This is a messenger RNA of Pygocentrus nattereri (red-bellied piranha), 1032 nucleotides long. RefSeq names its product inner mitochondrial membrane peptidase subunit 2 (gene immp2l). Gene Ontology annotation, cellular component: mitochondrial inner membrane peptidase complex; membrane. Gene Ontology annotation, biological process: mitochondrial respiratory chain complex assembly. Gene Ontology annotation, molecular function: serine-type endopeptidase activity. Lineage: Eukaryota; Metazoa; Chordata; Actinopteri; Characiformes; Serrasalmidae. The transcript is spliced from 7 exons. The record is from RefSeq and is a predicted model, not a curated record. The coding region runs from base 137 to 703 and encodes 188 amino acids.
GGGACUCUUCCCAGAACUCCGGCGGGCUUUAGGACCCGGGCGCCCAGACGGAGAGCUGUGGCGUCAUCAGCGGAGUGACCAUGCUGUAGAUGCUGCAACACCUGGUUCCUGUCACCACCACUGUGAAUAAUCUGUAAUGGCUCAGAAAACAGGACUCGGGCGGAGGUAUAUCAGAGCUUUUGUCAGCGGCUUUUUCGUAGCAGUUCCCGUGACUGUGACCGUUUUGGACCGACUUGCCUAUGUAGCGCGAGUGGACGGUGCCUCCAUGCAGCCCUCGCUGAACCCGGAGGGAGCCUCAGCGCCUGAUGUUGUGCUUCUCAACCGCUGGAGUGUGAGGAACUAUCAGGUGCAGCGCGGGGAUAUCGUGUCAGUUGUGUCCCCCAAGAACCCAAAACAGAAGAUCAUCAAGCGAGUUAUUGCUCUCGAGGGAGACUUUAUCAAGACUCUGGGCUAUAAAAACCGUUACGUAAGGGUUCCAGACGGACACCUGUGGAUCGAGGGCGAUCAUCACGGCCACAGCUUCGACAGCAAUACAUUUGGACCGGUCUCUCUUGGGCUCCUCCAUGGCAGAGCGUCUCACAUCAUCUGGCCCCCAAACCGGUGGCAGAAGAUCAAACCGUCUGUUCCUCCUGACCGCAGACCUCUGCUCAGCUGGGGAGGAUCAACAGAAGAUGAGGACGACGAUGAUGAUGAUGAUGAAUAAAAAUGACCUUUUCAGAUUACCACACAGCCACAUUACCCUCAUCUACAGAUCAGCUGUGGACUGGACUGUAACAUGUAUGAGCUGGUUGAAAGGCCAAAUCAGUGUUGAAGAGAAGCUUUUUUUGUAGAACCAUUAAAUCUGACAGUUUUAGUUUGAUCUAACAGUCCUGUAUUUAGUUCUGUUUAUAGAACUAUGAAUUAAAAGGGGUUUAUGGCCAUUGAACGAAUACAUAUAAGCCUUUUAAAAACUGCUGGGCCAUGUUUCAGUUAUCUUCUGUUGUGUUACUACAAAAAAAUAAAUAAUGUGGAUGCAGUAAUUUUUCCAGAUAA